GACGCGCGCGGGCCUAGGGGGCCGAGGUCCGCGCCCCGCCGCGCUGUGGCCAGCUGCUGCCGGGAGCGGUCCAGCGCCUGCGGACGGCUGCAGGCCGGGCCCCGCGCGCCCAGCCACAGUUUUUAAUAGGUAAUGCAUUCAUGUUGAAUUCAAAAGGAUUGCACAGUGAACGCCCCCUCCCCCACCCCGUCACCCAGCCACUCCCUGGAGGCCAUGCAUGUCCUCCAGCCUGGAGCCCUGGGAAACCACUGAAAAAGCACGGAAAUAACCAUCAAUCACGCUUGCAUUUUGAAAAUAUCACCCUGGCUGCUGUAUGGAGAAGGGGGCCGAGGAGAGAGCAGUUGAUGGGUCCUUGUUUAGUUCAGGUGAGAACGGAUGUGGGCGGGCGGUGCUGCUUUAUCUGUGCACAGCCGGUCCUUGAGUGGCUUCCGUAUAAAACGCUGCUUCGUUGAAACGCCGACGAGGUGCCCUAAGAACUUAAACGCUUGUUCGUGUCGGUUGGUCUACGGUAACGUUGCUUCCGUUAUGCGUUGUUUUGAGGCAAUUUCAAGAACUUUUCAGUGACAUUAAGCGAGGACUUACUGUAUACUGCAAGGAAUGUAUUGGUGUGCGUGGUUCUUGCUUCUGAAAAAUGCCAACAAAACAUUUGCUUCACUGCCCUCAACUGAGUGGAAGAAUACUCAUAACAACAGUUUGCUUAGAGUGUGGUUAACACCUGGCUGGAUUUUGUCCAAGCACGUGGCCAAACCGACAGAAUCAUGUAGCACCCUGUAAAAAGGUGGAUGGACGAAGUUGAAGUCUCCUGGAGUCUUGCUAGAAGACAUCAGGUCCGGCCUGCACCCCUGCAGAUGUCUCCCCCCCGCGGGAGCCCUCCAGCGGCUGCAGGUUGCCGCUGUUGUCCCGGGGUCACACACAGAGUGACCAUAAUGGCUUACUCUGAGGAGCAAGGAGGCGCCCCCCGGGGGUUCAUCCGCCAGAAUUCCGGCAACUCCAUUUCCUUGGACUUCGAGCCCGACACGGAGUACCAGUUCGUGGAGCCGUUGGAAGAGCGGUACAAAUGCGCCUUCUGUCACUCCGUGCUUCACAACCCCCACCAGACAGGCUGCGGGCACCGCUUCUGCCAGCACUGCGUCCUGUCCCUGAGAGAAUUAAGUGCAGUGCCGCUCUGCCCUGUAGAUAAGGAGGUUAUCAAACCUCAGGAGGUGUUUAAAGACAACUGCUGCAAAAGGGAAGUCCUCAAUUUAUAUGUGUAUUGCAAAAAUGCUCCUGGAUGUAACGCCAAGAUUAUUCUGGGACGAUUCCAGGACCACCUUCAGCAGUGCUUGUUUCAAGUUGUGCCGUGUUCUAAUGAGAACUGUGGGCAGCCAAUCCUUCGGAAACACCUGAAAGAGCACUUGAGUGCAUACUGUCAGUUUCGAGAGGAAAGAUGCCUUUACUGCAAAAAGGAUGUGGUGGUAAUCAAUCUACAGAAUCAUGAGGAAAACCUGUGUCCCAAGUACCCGGUAUCUUGUCCCAACAAGUGUCUGCAGACUAUUCCCAGAACUGAGGUGGAUGAACACCUUGCUGUGUGUCCUGAAACAGAAAAGGACUGUCCUUUCAAGCACUGUGGCUGUCCUGUGAAGGGUAAACGGGGGAACCUGCAGCAACAUGAGCGCUCAGCCUUACAGGACCACCUGCUGCUCGUUUUGGAAAAGAACGUCCAGUUAGAAGAACAGAUUUCUGACUUACAUAAGAGCCUUGAACAGAAGGAGAGUAAAAUCCAGCAGCUAGUAGAAACUGUAAAUACAUUUGAAAAGGAGUUCAAGCAGUUUGCACAGCUCUUUGGCAAAAAUGGAAGCUUCCUCUCAAACAUCCAGGUUCUUGCCAGUCACAUUGACAAGUCAUCUUGGCUCGAAGCUCAAGUGCGUCAUUUAUUACAAAUGGCAACCCAACAACAAAAUAAUUUUGAUCUGAAGACUUUGAUGGAAGUGAUUGAUACAGUGAAACAGAAAAUUACCCUGCUAGAAAGCAAUGAUCAAAGAUUAGUGGUUUUGGAAGGGGAGACGAACAAACACGAUGCCCACAUCAACAGCCAUAAAGCACAGCUGAAUAGAAACGAAGAGCGGUUUAAACUGCUGGAAGGGGCCUGCUAUAACGGAAAGCUCAUCUGGAAGGUGACUGACUACAGAAUGAAGAAGAGAGAGGCGCUGGACGGGCACACAGUGUCCAUCUUCAGCCAGCCCUUCUACACCAGCCGCUGUGGCUACCGGCUGUGCGCCAGAGCCUACCUGAACGGGGACGGGACAGGGAAGGGGACGCACCUGUCGCUGUACUUCGUGGUGAUGCGAGGGGAGUUUGACUCACUGUUGCAGUGGCCUUUCAGACAGAGGGUAACCCUGAUGCUUUUGGACCAGAGUGGCAAAAAGAACCACAUUGUGGAGACCUUCAAGGCUGACCCCAACAGCAGCAGCUUCAAAAGGCCGGAUGGGGAGAUGAACAUUGCGUCUGGCUGUCCCCGCUUCGUGCCUCACUCCACUUUGGAGAAUGCCAAGAACACCUACAUUAAAGAUGACACCGUGUUCUUGAAGGUGGCUGUGGACUUAACUGACCUGGAGGAUCUCUAGUCACUGCUUCUUGGGUGAUAAAAGGACUUCCUGGGUCAAGAACCACAGAGGAAACUUUUGGUUAGCCCAGUGACUGAAUUCAAACUCGGUGCACACUUGUAAAUAUUCGGGGUUUUGCCCUUAGUGUUUGAACUCAGUUAAGAACUUCCUAAGUGCUAUCGUCUUUUUACAUUUUACCCUGUUCCCCUUUGAAACGAAACACUUAGGAUAUCCUCUUGUUAUUUAUAUUUCUCUAUCCAUUGAAAGAUAGGAAAGUUUCUUGAAAGCAAGGUCUGGGGCAUAGUUCCUCUACUAGGGACAGGGUUUCAGGGGAGACAGUCUCUGGUAAAUGUUACUGAGAACACAGAUGUGGAAUUCCCAGUUGAAAAUGCUUGAGUAUUUGGUCUGCUGAUUCUAGACUUGACCAUAAGGCUGCAGAAGCCUUCUUUUGGGGCCGGUUGUCCCAGAUCGGUAGAUGGGUGGUGUACAGACGGAGACGGUAUGUCCAGUUGGAACACAUGGUUCUUGGUCAGGUACUGAAUCACUACACCUCCAGAUAUCUUCAUGAAAUUCACCAGGAGUCCACACGCACAGUUUUGCAAGCCUGCAUAGGAACUGGUGGUUAGAGGGAGCAUCUUCAUUGUCCCUGCUGAGGUAAAGCCAAAGGACGCACAAAGCGUGUGUAUACGGAGAUACAAAUAUCCAACUCAAGUUCAGAUUUUAUUAGGCUCCACCGUGUGAAAACUAUUCUCAAAGAUCAGAAACAAAUAUUAAGAGUUUUAAUAAAGUUUGACCUAAUGUAUAUAUGUAUAUGUAUACAAAUAACUUAAAGGUAUUUUGGUAAUAGUAAUGUGAGGAUGGACAGAAUUUAGUAUAUGAUGGAAAAAAUGUCAUGAAUGCAUCAGAGGAAUUUAAAACCUGGGGGAGACACUAUUACAAUUUCCAGUGGGUAUCAGAAGUACUCCUAUCCAAAACUGAUUAUUAAAAUUAGUAUUUCCGAUUCCUUUUGAGAGAAAUUUUGAAUUCAUAAAUUGGGAUGAAAAUGAGCAUUUAUAUAAACAUGUGACUUUUCUUUUCCAAGUCCUGUGUCCUCCGUGAAGAACAGAAAUGAUUAUGUUCUUAUGCAUCUAUUUGUACUCACACUGAGGGUGUGUAUGCAGGUUGAGAUGAGUUCUGCUGACCCUUGAGAAGCCAGAGGUCAACAUGAAGUACCCCGUUUGCCUGAGUCCUAAUUCCCUGCUGAGCAUUUCUCACCCUUUGGCCUGGCUCCCUUGAUUCUGCAGUGACAAGUGCCACGGGCCGAGGGCCACUUAGUGCAGCUCACUCCGGCGAUGACCAAGCACCCUACAACUCCUGAACUGUUAACCUGUUAGAAGAGGCAUGAUCUAUACAGUGUUUUCUGGAAUAACUGAAACUUUCUUGAUGUCUUCUGUGAAAACUUCAAGACGCUCAAUUUUCAAGAUGGAGUCAUUGAAACUUUCUUAAUUUUUCUCUGUGAAACUUUCAAGAUAGUUUCAUAGUACAGAAAUCAUCCCAAAGGGUUACUUUCAAAGAAGUAAGUUCACGGCAGGAGUACAGUGAAGAACUACGCUGUAGCUGCUGGUGAACGCUGGUGCGGCGGACGGUCAGCCCAACACGUCACACGCAGGAAGCCUUUCUCUAGACCACACAGGUGGCUGUGUGUGUUUGUCCUCAGUGUUCAGUGUCUCUAAUCAAGUCCAAGACCACCCUGUAACUCCUCGGGAGUGGAAGGUCAUGUUGGUGUAACUAGCUCUAACUAGUGGAUGUGGAAAACAUUUUCAAGUCAAUUUAUCAAAAUACUGGUUCUGUGUUUCAACCAACUUCUCGACAUAAAAAGUCGAAGUGAUGGCACAGUUUGCUUAUGAGUUCAGAGUCCCUUCAUCACUGAAAACAAGCAGAACAAGGUAUUCUAGGGCAAAAAGCACUCCUUUACUGCAAAAUAAGAGGUGAUUUUUGUUUUAAAGAAGCAUAUCCAUAUAAACUAUUUUUCCUCUUUUAUAAUAUGAAAUUAUUUUUAUUCUACAGGGUCCAGCAGAAGUAAGGCCUGCUUAAGUGUGGUUCGUAGGGUAAUAAUAUGGGUGUAAUAAUUUAUAGCUUUCAUGUGAACAUGUCACCUAAAAUGUCACGUGGUGUGCUUGAGUAUGUUAUAGAAUUACCUGCUUAUGAUUUUGUAAUAAAGAAGGGGUGUUGUUUGUGCCAUACUCUGUAUAUUAAUAAGAUUUAAUUUUUA
Molecule: messenger RNA, 4833 nt
Organism: Artibeus jamaicensis (Jamaican fruit-eating bat)
Lineage: Eukaryota; Metazoa; Chordata; Mammalia; Chiroptera; Phyllostomidae
Gene: TRAF5
Product: TNF receptor associated factor 5
Exons: 13
Coding region: 783-2603 (606 amino acids)
Biological process (GO): positive regulation of canonical NF-kappaB signal transduction; protein K63-linked ubiquitination; regulation of apoptotic process
Cellular component (GO): plasma membrane signaling receptor complex
Molecular function (GO): tumor necrosis factor receptor binding; zinc ion binding; thioesterase binding
Source: RefSeq, a predicted model, not a curated record